GAGGCAAUUAUAUGCUGGUCCUUGAAGAAAAAAAAGGGUCUGCAGGCUAGCUGCACUAACCACCACACACAGAUCAACAGGCAGUGUCAGCAUGCAAGACUUCUUGCUACUAGCUUGUCAGUGCCAUGCAUACAUACAUACUGCCAUGUAGGAUGUAUUUUUAAUCUUCAGGUUGUUCAGCUCGCCUGCCACCUCAAGAAGCUCGAGAGCAACAAGACAACCGCACAUAGAGAAGAGCAAGCAGAAGCAGCCACUACUACUGAUCCACUGAUCCUAAUACAAAAUCCAGGCGACUCCAAAAGAGAUCCACCCUGAUGGCUCCUCGCUACAUCAGCAGCAGAAGCAGCCAAAUCAUUGCCUCCUUUGUUUCCUUCCUCCUCCUCCUCGUCCGCUUCUCCUCCUUCCCCACCUCGGCCUCGGCCUCCGCGACGAGGCUGCGCGAAGGCAGCAGCAAUGGGACGGAGGUGCCGUUCCGCUCGGGCGUGGAGCUGCGCACGCUCCGGAGGUUCAAAGUCCAGCUUGCCAAGGCCAGGAAUGCCUCCGUCAAGACGAUCCAGAGUCCGGAUGGCGAUGUCAUAGACUGCGUGCCCACUCACCUGCAGCCCGCGUUUGAGCAUCCCAAGCUGAGAGGGCAGAAGCCGGAGGAUGCGCCUGCUGAGCGGCCAAGGACCACUACUGUUCAUGGCGAUGCGGAUGCGGCGGUGGUGGCAGAAGACGAGGAGCAGGGCUUGCCGCAGGCGUGGCGGCGCUCCGGCGAGUCGUGCCCGGAGGGGACGAUACCGGUGCGGCGGACCACGGAACACGACCUGCUCAGGGCGAGCUCCCUGCGGCGGUUCGGUAUGAAGGCCCGGGGUGGCGGCGGCUUCGCGCGGCGCGACUCCACCGGCGGCGGCCAUGAGCACGCGGUGGGGUACGUGUCGGGCGGGCAUUUCUACGGCGCUAAGGCGAGCCUUAACGUGUGGCCGGCGCAGGUGGCGUCGCCGGCGGAGUUCAGCCUCUCGCAGAUCUGGGUCAUCUCCGGCGCCUUCGGCAACGACCUCAACACCAUCGAAGCUGGGUGGCAGGUAAGCCCUCAGCUGUACGGGGACAACAGUCCAAGGUUCUUCACAUACUGGACCAACGAUGCGUACCAGGAGACCGGUUGCUACAACCUGCACUGCUCGGGCUUCGUGCAGACGAGCAACCGGAUCGCCAUCGGAGCCGCCAUCUCGCCGAUCUCGGCCUACAAUGGCCGGCAGUUCGACAUCAACAUCCUGAUCUGGAAGGACCCGAAGCAGGGCCACUGGUGGCUGCAGCUGGGCUCCGGCGCGCUGGUGGGGUACUGGCCGUCGUCCCUGUUCACGCACCUGGGCGAGCGCGCCGACAUGGUGCAGUUCGGCGGCGAGGUGGUGAACGCGCGGCCCCCGGGCGCGCCGCACACGCCCACGCAGAUGGGCAGCGGCCGCUUCCCGGGCGAGGGCUACGCGCGCGCGGCCUACUUCCGCAACGCGCAGGUCGUCGACUGGGACAACAGCCUCGUCCCGGCCGCCGGGCUCCGGCUCCUCGCCGACCGGCCGGGAUGCUACGGCAUCGCCAGCGGCAGCGGCGGCGCCUGGGGCACUUACUUCUACUACGGCGGGCCCGGCAGGAACGCACGGUGCCCCUAGCUACAAACGGAACGGAAUGGCUGUUACGUUACGUGCGCAGUGAAGCACAAAACAACAGAUGCUGGUUCCAGCAAAAUAUAUAAGAAAUUAAAGCUUUGAUUUUUUUCUUCCACUGCUUGUAUCAUGCUGGCUCUCGUGAA
Messenger RNA from Phragmites australis (common reed), 1786 nucleotides. Its product is annotated as protein neprosin-like. NCBI's taxonomy places the organism in Eukaryota, Viridiplantae, Streptophyta, Magnoliopsida, Poales, Poaceae. The record is from RefSeq and is a predicted model, not a curated record. The coding region runs from base 315 to 1646 and encodes 443 amino acids. The transcript is spliced from 7 exons.